GCGGUUGCUUCUGCCUCGGGUUUUUCUUUUUCUGCAGCUUUUCUUUUCUUCCCGUCUUCUUAUAUCUCUCUCUGUCUACUCCCUUUUUGAUUGACGCCUCCGCCGAGCGCAUCGGGAUAGUGAAAGAAAGAAAGAAAGAGAGAAGCUCAGCUGUACGAAACAGCAUCGAAGAUGAAGAUUAACGUGAAAACUUUGAAGGGUACUCACUUCGAGAUCGAAGUCAAACCCGACGACACGGUUGCUGAUGUGAAGAAAAACAUAGAAUCAGUCCAGGGUCUAGAUGCUUACCCAGCUGUACAACAAAUGCUUAUUCAUCAAGGAAAAGUUCUUAAAGAUGCCACAACGCUGGAUGAAAACAAAGUUUCUGAAAAUAGUUUUCUUGUCAUUAUGUUGACCAAGAAUAAGAGCUCAUCUAGUGGAGGUUCAAGCACAGCGGCUAUGGCUACAAGUCAGGCCCCUUUGGCUGGAUCUGCCCCUCCUACUUCAACUCCGGUGUCAACACCUCAAGCACCUGCUCCAACCUCGGCUCCUCCACCAUCUGCUCCUGCACCAAUUCCUGCAGCUGCUCCUGUGCCAAUUCCUGCUGCUGCUCCUGCGACUAUUGUUACUGCUUCCAGUACAGAAACAGAUGUCUAUGGUCAGGCAGCAUCAAAUCUUGUUGCAGGCAAUAAUUUUGAGGAAACCAUUCAGCAAAUUCUUGAUAUGGGUGGAGGGAGUUGGGACAGAGAUACUGUUGUACGUGCUUUGCGUGCUGCUUUCAACAACCCAGAGAGAGCUGUUGAAUAUUUAUAUUCCGGUAUACCAGAGCAAGCAGAAGUUCCCCUUGUUCCACGGCCUCCUGCGAGUAGUCAAGCUACCAACACUCCUGCCCAGGCUCUACAACCUGCACAACCAGCCCCUCCUUCCAGCGGACCAAAUGCGAAUCCACUGGAUCUAUUCCCACAGGGUCUUCCAAAUGUGGGUUCUAAUGCUGGUGCCGGUUCGUUGGACUUUCUACGCAACAGUCAACAGUUCCAAGCAUUGCGAGCUAUGGUGCAGGCAAACCCCCAAAUUUUGCAGCCCAUGCUACAAGAACUAGGGAAGCAAAAUCCACACCUAAUGAGGCUUAUUCAAGACCAUCAAGCUGACUUCCUUCGCUUGAUCAAUGAACCUGUUGAAGGAGCAGAAGGGAAUCUAUUGGGGCAACUGGCAGCAUCUAUGCCACAGUCUGUGACUGUCACACCUGAGGAGCGUGAAGCCAUUGAACGGCUUGAGGCCAUGGGCUUUGACCGAGCCAUUGUACUGGAGGUGUUCUUUGCCUGCAACAAGAACGAAGAGCUGGCUGCCAACUACCUUCUAGAUCACAUCCAUGAAUUUGAAGAAUAAUCAGUCGGUGAAACAAAAAUUGCCCUUACUUUGUUUUAUGUUUAUCCUUCUUCCUUGUUUCCUUCGUUCUUUUUAUGCGUUGAGAAGUCUAUAUUAUGGAGUAGACAAGGAGUCCAAGAACAUUUCUUCACUCUCACAACCUCAUCUUCUCUUAGUUUUUCUUUGUGAAGAUUUAUUACAAUAUAUAAUGUGUUCGUAAUCA
Telopea speciosissima is the source of this 1567-nucleotide messenger RNA. Its product is annotated as ubiquitin receptor RAD23c-like. NCBI's taxonomy places the organism in Eukaryota, Viridiplantae, Streptophyta, Magnoliopsida, Proteales, Proteaceae. Gene Ontology annotation, cellular component: cytosol; nucleoplasm. Gene Ontology annotation, biological process: proteasome-mediated ubiquitin-dependent protein catabolic process; nucleotide-excision repair. The transcript has 12 exons. Gene Ontology annotation, molecular function: damaged DNA binding; ubiquitin binding; polyubiquitin modification-dependent protein binding. The coding region runs from base 172 to 1365 and encodes 397 amino acids. The record is from RefSeq and is a predicted model, not a curated record.